ACACAGCGUGCCAUUGCAACACAGGAGUGAUGGUUGCUGAUAAUGGGCCUCUGCACACCUAUGUAGAUAUUCCAUUAAAAAUCAUCCGUUUCCAGCUACAAUAGUCAUUUACAACAUUAACAAUGUCUACACUGUAUUUCUAAACAAUUUGAUGUUAUUUUAAUGGACAAAAAAAUGUUGGUUUUCUUUCAAAAACAAGGACAUUUCUAAGUGACCCCAAACUUUUGAACAGUAGUGUACAUAAAGCCUAGUAAUAUAACACGCAGACCUUUAUGCUUUUAUUCACUGUGUUAAUACAAUCCAUUUCUCUGUAGCUCUAUGUGUCACUGUGUCACCGUGUCACUUCCUCCAAUGUAUUAUAUAGGACAGGACCUUUAAUUUAAAAAAGGGAACAAGCGCUUUUCCCAACUUCACUUUUGGUUUAGACUUCUCUCAAAACUCUUCAACAAUAACCUCUUAUCUAAGUCAAUGCUUUAAAGUAUUUACUGACAAUACCGUUACAAAGAAUAUCACUGUUAUAUACAGUAGGUCUGCUAUAACUCUCCCACAAGUAAAAACAUGUUUUAUGUUCAAUUAUUUUAGUGCAUUUGCCAGAUAUAAUAGUUAAAAUCCUGAAAGAUAGGUUGACUCAUGGUUUAAAAUCUCGUCAGAAAAACAGUGAGACCAAACCCAUGAAUGUGAAUAUGAUUGGUUCACAUCCUCUGACAAAUCAGCAACUGUCAGGAAUUAGAUAAAGGUGAUAGAAGUGGAAGUAGAGUAAUGGUGUUUUUUUAAUGCUCUCAGCAUUGUUUUUCAGCUCUGUUUGAUCUGAUAGUGGUCAACUGUAACAUUGUAUUCAAACUAAAAAAGGAUUUCCAUCAGAAAUUCAAUCAGAAAUUCAAGGGAAUUAAAUCAUAGGAUAUUUCUCAGUUAUUUCAUGAAUCAUAACUGUGUGCUUUUUAGGAGCUAAACUCACAAGGUUUUUCUAAAGUCAUCUUCAUUUAUAUGAUGGAAAGCUACAUCAUUUCAUCUGCAUCCGAAGGAAUAAUCGCAUAUGAACCCGAGAAUUAUCGACCACCAGUAGAGAUAUACUCAUAUCUCACCAAUGUUGGAGAACUUCACGAUGAACACGGUUGGGACUACCACUCUGACAGGGGCAUGCACCAGAGUGACUUGUUGGAAACUUCCUCACAAGAGAGUCACUUGACAGAGCUCCAGAGUGUCCAUUCCCAACAACUCCUCCACCCCUAUCGCUACCCCGAUACCGACACCCUCCAUCUGCCACUAGUAGACCCAGGACUGGGACCCCUAACCCUAACCCCACAGAUGCCUUAUUGCAGCCGUACAGUGUAUUACCAUCAGCAGGCUCCUGUGUCCCCUAGCCGCUACUGCUCAGAGGAGGAGGGACCUGGGGGCCACAGCCCCACCUUGGAGGUGUCUGAGGGAGAGGAGGACUACGGAGACCAUAUCCCCUCUGGGGGAGACUCCAGUAGCAAGAGGAAGAUCCGUCUGUACCAGUUCCUCCUGGAUCUGCUGAAGAAAGGAGACAUGAAGGACAGCGUGUGGUGGGUGGAAAGAGAGAAAGGAAUCUUCCAGUUCUCUUCUAAACACAAGGAGACUCUGGCCAAUCGAUGGGGCACGCAAAAAGGAAACAGGAAGAAGAUGACAUACCAGAAGAUGGCCAGGGCCCUGCGGAACUACGGCAAGACGGGAGAAAUCAAAAAAGUCAAGAAGAAACUGACGUACCAGUUCAGUUCAGAGGUACUGAGGAAAGUCUCAACUACAGAGAGGAGGCACUUCCCCCGCUAAGGAUACCAAAGAUUGUUUAUGUAAUGCCUCUUUAUACAGGCUUUGGGUUUAGGUCUACCCUCACUGAUAUGCAUUGCAAAUAGGACAAUCAAAUCAAAAAUCUAAUUUGAUUGGUCACAUACACAUGUUUAACAGGUGUUAUUGCGGGUGUAGCUAAAUGCUUGUGUUUCUAGCUCCAACAGUGCAGUAAUAUCUAACAAUACACAAAAAUACACACAAUACACACCAACCUAAAAGUUAUAAUGACUUUUCCCUGUUCACUC
Molecule: messenger RNA, 2051 nt
Organism: Salvelinus fontinalis (brook trout)
Lineage: Eukaryota; Metazoa; Chordata; Actinopteri; Salmoniformes; Salmonidae
Product: transcription factor PU.1-like
Exons: 5
Coding region: 985-1788 (267 amino acids)
Biological process (GO): cell differentiation; regulation of transcription by RNA polymerase II
Cellular component (GO): nucleus
Molecular function (GO): sequence-specific DNA binding; DNA-binding transcription factor activity, RNA polymerase II-specific
Source: RefSeq, a predicted model, not a curated record